This is a messenger RNA of Fusarium coffeatum, 570 nucleotides long. RefSeq lists its product as uncharacterized. Gene Ontology annotation, cellular component: mitochondrion. The record is from RefSeq and is a predicted model, not a curated record. The transcript has 2 exons. The coding region runs from base 1 to 570 and encodes 189 amino acids. Gene Ontology annotation, molecular function: flavin adenine dinucleotide binding; flavin-dependent sulfhydryl oxidase activity. Lineage: Eukaryota; Fungi; Ascomycota; Sordariomycetes; Hypocreales; Nectriaceae.
AUGUCGAGCGAUCCCAACGAUCAACAGCAGUCGGCUGCGGCCGCUUCUGCUGUUCCUGCAUCGUCAGUCGUAGGAGGCUCUGCUGAGCCGCCCAAAAAGAUCCCCAAGGGUGUUGUACUGGGCCCUGAUGGCAAGCCAUGCCGAAGCUGCACUUCUUUCUCCGCAUGGGCUUCUCAAACCAAGAGCACUCUCAAACAAGAUGCCGCAGUAAAGACUCAGCGUCCUCCGUCAGAGUGUCCUCCGGAUGUUGAGGUGCUAGGCAGGAGUACCUGGACGCUGCUUCACUCUAUCGCAGCUCAGUACCCCGAGAAGCCAUCUACUGGUCAGAAAUCAGAUCUUCUGAGCUUUGUUGGUCUAUUCUCCAAGCUCUAUCCAUGCUGGGUAUGUGCCGAGGACUUCCAGGGCUAUCUCAAGCGUGAAGCGCCACAGGUCAACAGUCGAGAUGAGUUCGGCAAGUGGCUGUGCGGCGCUCACAACGACGUCAACCGCAAGCUUGGCAAGCCCGAGUUUGACUGCUCCAAGUGGGAGGAGCGCUGGCGUACAGGCUGGAAGGACGGCCGGUGCGAUUAA